This is a messenger RNA of Lacerta agilis (Sand lizard), 2610 nucleotides long. Its product is annotated as vomeronasal type-2 receptor 26-like. Gene Ontology annotation, biological process: G protein-coupled receptor signaling pathway. The record is from RefSeq and is a predicted model, not a curated record. NCBI's taxonomy places the organism in Eukaryota, Metazoa, Chordata, Lepidosauria, Squamata, Lacertidae. Bases 1 to 2610 code for a protein of 869 amino acids. Gene Ontology annotation, molecular function: G protein-coupled receptor activity. Gene Ontology annotation, cellular component: membrane. The transcript has 6 exons.
AUGGCCAAAUGCAGGCUCCAGUACCCACACCAGCCACUUCACAAGUAUCAUCAGAAAGGAGACCUCAUCAUUGGUGGCAUUGCUUCUCAGAGCUUCAUCAUCUCCAAUUCAAUAGCAUUCACUGAAGAGCCCCCUCAAGCCUUGCCUGAGGAGUUUGUGAUAGAAUCAUCUUCUGAUACUGAAUGUAACUCUAAUUUCAGUGUAGUACCCAAAAAUUAUCAGCAAAUCCUGGCUUUGAUUUUUGCUGUAAAGGAGAUAAAUGAAAACUCACAUAUCCUACCAAAUCUCACUCUGGGCUUCCAAAUCUAUGACAGCUAUUUUAAUGCAAAGAGGACAUGUCAUGCCACAAUGCUUCUGAUGUCCACCAUAGAAAAAUUUGUCCCUAACUACACAUAUGACAUCCAGAAGAAUUUAAUAGCUGUCAUUGGGGGACUGGAUUCACAAACCUCCAUUCAUGUGGCAAAUGUCUUGGAUAUCUACAAGAUUCCACAGCUUAUUUAUAGCCCUGUUCCAGUGAUGAAUGAUAAAACCCCAGGUCUUCCCUUCCACCAGUUGGUCCCUACGGAAAAUCUUCAGUAUAAGGGAAUUGUCUCGUUGCUUCUGCAUUUCGGGUGGACAUGGAUCGGGGUUAUUGUAAUGGACAACAGCAAUGGAGAAAGAUUUGUGCAAACUGUGUUUCCAAUGUUUUCCCAGAAUGGUGUUUGCUUUGCCUUCAUAGAAAGAAUUCCAACAUUAACCUUUGUCACGGAUGUUAAAAAUGUGUUGGAAGAGGGGGCAAAAAUACAUGAUAAAUUGCUGGGGAGUACAGCCAAUGUAUUGGUGGUUAAUGGGGAAUCUUAUUCCUUCACAUUUUUUAGAUGGUUGCCAUAUCUAACAGAACAAGAACUCAUAACGACGACACUAAAAGGCAAAGUGUGGAUAGCAACAGCCCAGCUGGUGGUUACUUCAUUUGUUUUUCAAAGGACUUGGGAUAUGAAAAUAUUCCAAGGUGCAUUAACCAUAACAAUUCAUUCAAAUAAUAUAGAAAAUUUUCACAGAUUUCUUGAGAGCAGAAGCCCUUCCAGUGCAGCCGGGGAUGGUUUUAUCGCAGAAUUUUGGCAGAAUGCAUUUGCCUGUGUUUUUCCAAUGCGAUUUCAGGGACAGGCCCAGGGCAAUAUUUGUACUGGUGAAGAAAAGCUGGAAAGCCUUCCAGGAACUUUCUUUGAAAUGAGUAUGACUGGCCACAGCUAUAGCAUCUACAAUGCUGUUUAUACUGUGGCCCAUACUUUGUGUAAAAUAUCUAAAUCUAGAAUGAGACACAGAGCAAUGGUGGGCGGAGGUGGACUGAAGCUUCAGAAACAACCAUCAUGGCAGCUCCAUCAUUUUCUCAGAAGUGUCUCAUUUAACAACAGUGCUGGAGAUGAGGUUUCUUUUGAUCAGAAAGGGGAGUUAAUAGCUGGAUUUGAUAUUAUCAAUUGGAUUGUUUUCCCAAACCAAUCUUUUCAAAGAGUAAAAGUUGGGAGGAUUGAUCCUCAAGCUUCUCCAGGCCAUGCCUUUACAAUCAACGAGGAUGCCAUAACAUGGCACAGCUGGUUUAACAAGGUCCAACCCCUAUCUUUGUGUACUGAGAGCUGCCAUCCUGGUUCUAGCAAACAACUGAAGGAAGGGGAGCCAUUUUGCUGCUACGAUUGCAUCCCAUGUCCAGAAGGGAAGAUUGCAGACCAAAAUGACAUGGGUGACUGCUAUGAAUGCACAGAUGAAAAUUAUCCAAACAAGAGAAAGAAUUUAUGUAUUCCUAAGGAUGUAAGCUUCUUGUCUUUUGAAGAACCUAUGGGGAUUUUUUCAGCUGUUUUUUCUCUUUCCUUUUCUUCAAUUUCCGCUCUGGUGCUUGCAUUGUUUGUGAAGUACCGCAACACUCCUAUCAUCAAAGCCAACAACCAGGAUCUCAGCUACACUCUCCUCAUCUCCCUCCUACUCUGCUUCCUUUGUGCAUUGCUAUUCAUUGGUCAUCCACAAAAGGUGACAUGUCUCCUCCGACAAAGUGCUUUUGGCAUAAUCUUCACAGUAGCUGUUUCUUGUGUGCUAGCAAAAACCAUCACUGUGGUACUGGCUUUCAUUGCUACAAAACCAGGAUCCAGGUUGAGAAAAUGGGUGGGAAGAAGGCUAGCCAACUCCAUUGUUCUUUUCUGCUCCUUUAUUCAAGCAAAGAUUUGUAUUAUGUGGUUGGCAUUUUCUCCCCCAUUCCCGGAUGUUGAUAAGCAUUCAACUUAUGGAGAAAUUGUUCUAGAAUGUAACGAGGGUUCUGUAGCUAUGUUUUACUGUGUCUUGGGCUACAUGGGUUUUCUGGCUAUGGCCAGUUUCACUGUGGCUUUCCUUGCCAGGAAGUUGCCCGGCAGUUUCAAUGAAGCCAAGUUCAUCACUUUCAGCAUGAUGGUAUUCUGCAGUGUUUGGUUCUCCUUUGUUCCAACCUACUUGAGUACAAAGGGAAAAUAUAUGGUAACUGUGGAGAUCUUCUGUAUCUUAGCUUCCAGUGCUGGCUUGCUUGGAUGCAUUUUUUCUCCCAAAUGUUACAUCAUUUUGUUGAGACCAGAGUUGAAUAACAGAGAACAGGUAAUGCUAAGAAAAUGUUGA